Molecule: messenger RNA, 3083 nt
Organism: Cygnus atratus (black swan)
Lineage: Eukaryota; Metazoa; Chordata; Aves; Anseriformes; Anatidae
Gene: GABRA2
Product: gamma-aminobutyric acid type A receptor subunit alpha2
Exons: 9
Coding region: 208-1575 (455 amino acids)
Biological process (GO): nervous system process; monoatomic ion transmembrane transport; synaptic transmission, GABAergic
Cellular component (GO): GABA-A receptor complex; dendrite membrane; synapse
Molecular function (GO): transmitter-gated monoatomic ion channel activity involved in regulation of postsynaptic membrane potential; inhibitory extracellular ligand-gated monoatomic ion channel activity; benzodiazepine receptor activity
Source: RefSeq, a predicted model, not a curated record
AGAGCAGGAUCGCUGGGAAAGAUGGAGAUACAAUAAGUUGCUAGUAGUGAAAAGUGCUGCAGAAAUAACCCGGCGGUUUCCCUUCUCCACCGAAGUGACAUAUUUUUUUCUUUGGGUUAAGUUGAAACCGCUGCCUGGCGGAGCCUGACUGUAGCUGAGAGUGGGUUUGUGUUUUUCUUGCACCGUUAGGUUUUGCAAAGAGCGGCGAUGAAGAGGAAGCUGGCACUCUCCAAGAUGCAGUUGGUUCUUCUCGUUUUAUUGGUGUGGCUACCAACAAGAUCAGUGCUGGCUGACUCCCUGGAAGACGAAGCUAAGAAUAACAUCACCAUCUUUACAAGAAUUCUAGACAGACUUCUGGAUGGUUAUGAUAAUCGUCUUAGACCUGGAUUAGGAGAUAGUAUUACUGAAGUCUUCACUAACAUCUAUGUGACCAGUUUUGGACCUGUUUCAGACACAGAUAUGGAGUACACAAUAGAUGUUUUCUUCCGUCAGAGAUGGAAGGAUGAGAGAUUAAAGUUUAAGGGCCCAAUGAACAUUCUUAGAUUGAACAACUUAAUGGCCAGCAAAAUCUGGACCCCAGAUACAUUUUUUCACAAUGGGAAGAAGUCAGUGGCUCAUAAUAUGACAAUGCCAAACAAGCUUCUACGAAUCCAAGAUGAUGGAACUCUCUUGUACACCAUGAGGCUUACAGUCCAAGCUGAAUGUCCAAUGCACUUGGAGGACUUCCCUAUGGAUGCUCAUUCAUGCCCAUUGAAAUUUGGCAGCUAUGCAUACACAACUUCAGAAGUGACAUAUAUUUGGACUUACAAUGCUUCAGAUUCAGUACAGGUGGCACCAGAUGGUUCAAGAUUGAAUCAGUAUGAUCUUUUAGGCCAAACAAUUGGAAAAGAGACAGUUAAAUCCAGUACAGGUGAAUAUACAGUAAUGACGGCUCAUUUUCACUUGAAGAGAAAAAUCGGUUAUUUUGUCAUUCAGACUUACCUCCCCUGUAUCAUGACUGUCAUUCUCUCCCAAGUGUCAUUCUGGCUUAACAGAGAAUCUGUACCUGCCAGGACAGUCUUUGGAGUAACAACUGUGUUGACAAUGACAACACUGAGCAUCAGUGCUCGAAAUUCACUCCCCAAAGUAGCAUAUGCAACAGCUAUGGAUUGGUUUAUCGCUGUUUGUUAUGCAUUUGUAUUCUCUGCAUUAAUUGAAUUUGCAACUGUAAAUUAUUUCACAAAACGAGGAUGGGCCUGGGAUGGAAAAAGUGUAGUGAAUGAUAAGAAAAAAGAAAAAGCAUCUGUCAUUAAGAAAAACAAUGCCUAUGCAGUAGCUGUUGCCAACUAUGCUCCAAAUAUUACCAAGGACUCAGUGCUGCCGACCAUCUCCAAGAGUGCUACAACGGCAGAACCCAACAAGGCAAAACCAGAAGCGAAGCCACAGGAAGCGAAGAAGACAUUCAACAGUGUUAGCAAAAUUGACAGAAUGUCUAGAAUAGUGUUUCCUGUCUUAUUUGGUACUUUUAAUUUAGUGUAUUGGGCUACAUAUUUAAACAGGGAGCCUGUCUUACUUGGCUUUGCGCCAUCAACCUAAAAGCUGAAUUGCACUGAGGACUUAAAACAUCAUUCUAAUCAGAUAGGUUGUUUGCUAUGUACAGUACGACUAAUAACUGCUAAUCUGUGAACCAUUAUGUACAGAGUGUAUAUAGAUGUCUUAUCUGUGUAUCUCCAAAGGAGGGACACAGUGUUAAUUCAUGGGUCUGUAAACAGAUACCACCCAUGGCAAAUAUAGCCAGCUCUUUAAAAGUUAUACCCAGGGGAGUUCUGUUAAACUAGGAUUCAAAUAUACAGAAUUAUAUUCUCUCCAUACAGUGAAAUGAAGAUAUGAUCCUACUUAAUUAUUUAGGAACAGUAUUUUUUUAAUUUAAAGUUAAGAUAUUUUUCUAUAAAGUAACUAAUUCUACUUUAAUGAAAGAAACUGUCAUUUAGAAAAGUGAUUUUUUUAAAAAGGGUGUAAUUGUUUCAUACAAUAGCGGUACCCAUGUACAUAAGAGUACGGAGGUCAUACAGUUCUAUUGUUCACAAUCAUUCUGGAUACUAGUUAGGCUGAAGAGGUAGUAAAGGCUACUACUAUAUGGCAAAAGCCACAAGUUUCUUACUUCUGUCCUGUUCGAAGUUGUUAAUAAACUAUUCCAAUUGAUUUCAGGGAAAAGUAGGUGUUAAUCAAAUUUCUAAUAUCAGGCAACUUCCACUUAUAUUCUUUUCACGGUUUUCUUUAUGUGAUGUUGCUAAACCAGGUUGUCUGGUUCAGCAAAGUUGGAUUUUUCUGCUUCUUGACUUUGUUCUUAAUUACAUUAUUGUUGGGUUCAUAAAAGCACUCAAAUUUUUGGGGAUUAAGUUUAUCAGUAAUAUAAUAUACUCUUUUCCUUGCUUAGUGAUAUGCUAAAACCUGCCAUUGAAAGAUUUACCUGUAUUUGUCCCAGAAAGCAUAUUUUUCAAAGGAAACAAGAAUUCAUGAUUUAAGUUCAGGAAAUUGUCCAUAUGAAUAAAAUUUACUGCUGCUUUUGUAAAUUGCAACUUUACAUUUCGCUGACAUAAAUUUCCAACAACUUUGUAUACUAGAAAUGGUUUUGCUAAGAUUUGAAUGUUAUUUUUUUAAUAAAAGGUCAUGCAUCAUCAGUAGGUAUCAAUUGUAUUUCAUAUAUACGAUUAUGAUAAAAUUGGAGCUGCCAUUUGCAAUUUUAUAUGAACAUUUAAUACUGAUCACUAAAUUUUUUUUCCUUCUAAGCCUUUGCAAACAUUCUUUAUGCCCCUAAAGGCCUGGUAAAUGAUGACAUAAGUAAUAACUGUGUACUGUAUUUAGAUUUUAGUAUAUGUGGCCAAUCAAAAAUAUUUUGAUUCACACAUACAUUAGCAGUUAUUAGUUGAUCUUUAAAAAAAGAUACACCUUUAUGAUGAUGUCUUCUAGUAGAGACAUAUGUAGUCGUAUAGUGUCAUUUAUUGCAGUUUUGUACAGUAUUUGAGUAUAGUGCAUAAAAUAGGUAUGUUCAGAGUUUAACAAAGUUGUACAAAUAUUUCUAAAAUCAAAUAAAAGAGUAUCUU